AUGGUGGUCCGCAGAGCAGUUUUUAUUCAAUCAUUGAUUGUGGUGGUCUACGUUCUUUUUAGCAAGCAAGCCGGUAACGUUGUGGUUUUAUACUGAUAAUAUUCUUUUACACAUGGCUUGCAUUCCUUUAAGUUUCAAAAACGUCCAUUAAUGAAAUCAACAAAACCAGACAAUAAUAAUUUAGCCUUUCAUAAGAUGAUUUCUCCCGUGAAAAAAAUCCGGAUCCAGGAUGGCGCACAAUAGACCAUCUGCUGUUGUCAACUUUGUACUUUUAUUCUUUUCAGUACUAAAUGUGAGACUGAAGUUGACCGUUCCGUUUGAUAAAAGCUUCGUUAGUUAACUUUUUUUGUGGAAAUAAUGGUGAAAAAUGUUUGUUAGCAACAAUUUAAAAAAAUGAUCACAUAAUAAAGUAAAAAGGGUUGUAUCAAAACAAGGUAUAACUCCGGUCUCGAAUCCUAAAAACGUAAAAUGGGCAAUUUCGUCGCGUAUUAAGCACUAAUAGCCUAAACUUUCCCACACGUUCUACAAAAUCAUCAACGCUUUAAGUGUUUUUAGCUAUCUUACACUAAUCUAUAGAGUUAGUUGGGGGGAAGAUGAAAAAAUCCAUCUUCCUAUGUAAAAAGUUCGGUAUGAGAAGGAUGAAAGUUUGUUAGUGACAGUAACAUUUUUUAAUUAAUUACAAGUCCGUGGCAAAUCGUAAUUCUAGUCCGUCUCCAUACCUUAAACUAUUUCCGUACAUAAGAUUUCCUUUAAUCUUAUUUUUCUUUUCAGUUUGCACUUGGGACUUCUGUAAUUAUCCACCUAAUAAUCCAUGUGAACAGAAAGUACCAUUUGGCAAAGACUCCUGCAAGACAACAAGACUUUGCAUGCAGAAUACAUGCUGGGGCGGCUGUACAAAGCCCAAAAAAAAAUUCGACCAGGCAUGCAAAAAUGAGAAGGAGGAAGCUGGAAUACAAGGCUGGGAAAACUACAAAUGCUGUGCGUGCAAUACCGACAUUAUAACUACGAUGUAA
This is a messenger RNA of Porites evermanni, 1013 nucleotides long. The record is from the annotation of a GenBank genome assembly. Lineage: Eukaryota; Metazoa; Cnidaria; Anthozoa; Scleractinia; Poritidae.